Saccostrea cuccullata (small rock oyster) is the source of this 3921-nucleotide messenger RNA. RefSeq lists its product as uncharacterized. Gene Ontology annotation, molecular function: nucleic acid binding. Lineage: Eukaryota; Metazoa; Mollusca; Bivalvia; Ostreida; Ostreidae. Bases 1 to 3921 code for a protein of 1306 amino acids. The transcript has a single exon. Gene Ontology annotation, biological process: DNA integration. The record is from RefSeq and is a predicted model, not a curated record.
AUGGAGCAACUGAAGCCUCCAGACCAUCUUUCGAUGGAAGGAAAUCUUGCGGAGAACUGGAAGGAGUGGAUACAAGGUUUUGAGCUUUAUCUAACAGCAACAGGAAUUGCAGAGAAAGCCGAGAAAAUACAGGUAGCUACUUUCUUGCACGUGGCCGGCAUCGAAGCACGCCGUGUUUAUAAUUCUUUCGGUCUCGAAGGCGAAGAUACGGAAAAGAUAGAUAUAUUGAAAACUAAGUUUAAAGAGUACUGUGAGCCUCGUAAGAACUUGACAUACAUUAGACAUGUGUUUUUCACACGGAAUCAGGGUCAGGACGAGCCCAUAGACAAUUAUGUGACAGAUUUAAAAAAUAAAGCGCAGCCUUGUGAAUUCGAACAUAUAACGAACGGAUUAAUCAGAGACAGAAUAGUGUGUGGUAUUCAGGAUGAAGCAUGUCGUGCACGUUUAUUAAGAGAAACUGAUUUGACACUGAGCAAAGCAAUCGAUGUGUGCCGAGCUCAAGAAAUGAGUACAAAACAGUUAAAAUCUCUGAAAGGAUCUGAGGAACAGUCCAUAGCAGCCAUACGUAAGUCAAAUAGUGGCCGGAAACUCAGCUCACAAAAGAACACAAAACAUGAUAAACAAAGAACUGAAAAUCAAAGGCCUGACAGUACUGGAGGUAAGCCAUGUCGCAAUUGUGGAAGAAAACAUUUGACUGGUGACUGUCCUGCAUAUGGAAAAAUUUGUCAUCGUUGUCAGAAGAAGAAUCAUUUUGCGAAAUAUUGUUUAUCAAAACAAUCGACAAGUGCAAAGAAGAUUCACACUGUACGAGUACCACAUGACAGUGACUCAGAUGUGGAUACAGAACUUUUCAUUGGAACCUUACAGAUUAACACCGUGGAUCAAGAAAAGAGUGAUUGGAUCGAGACAUUGACAAUUAAUGACCACAAAGUAAACUUCAAACUGGACACUGGUGCUCAAGCGAACAUUCUUCCAAAACAUGUUUUUGAUCAGUUAGACUUAAAUGAUCAGCAGCUAACACACACGAAGGUCAGAUUAGUCACAUAUGGUGGAGCCGAGAUAACACCGAAGGGAACCAAGAUUCUGGAAUGUUCUGUGCGUGGCAGAAAAUAUGACUUACCAUUUUUCAUCGUCAAUACAAAGGCACAGGCAAUACUUGGCAAAAAUGCUUGUUCGGAGAUCGGAUCUAUUGUGCGAGUACAUUCUGUUGAAAAACAGUUGACAAAGGAGGAUGUACUCACUACCUAUGAGGAUGUUUUCAAAGGACUAGGUGAGCUCCCUGGGAAACACCACAUCAACAUUGAUGAAACCAUUACUCCGGUCAUACAUCCACCGCGAAAAGUUCCUGCAGCAAUACGUGACAAGGUAAAAACAGAUCUUGAGAGAAUGGAAACACUAGGGGUUAUCACGAAGCAAGAUGAGCCAACUGACUGGGUACAUAGUCUAGUUACCGUGCGCAAACCAAACAAGAUAAGACUUUGCAUCGAUCCAAAGGAUCUGAACCGUGCGAUUAAGAGAGAGCACUACCACUUACAAACAGUUGAAGAAGUGAUCGAAAAGCUGCCACGAGCUAAAGUGUUUUCGAAGUUCGAUGCCACCCAUGGUUUCUGGCAUAUCAAACUUGAUGAGCCAAGUUCUAAGUUAUUGACAUUCAAUACCCCGUUUGGCCGGUAUAGGUACUUACGUUUGCCUUUUGGAAUAAGCUCCGCGCCGGAAGUGUUCUCGAAACGGGUACAGGAGAUGUUUUCUGACUUGAAGGGCGUGGAAUGCAUUGUCGACGACAUCUUAGUGUGGGGUGAGACCACUGCGGAACAUGAUUCCCGUGUACAACAGAUGUUACAACGGUGUUGCGAAAUGAACUUUAAGUUAAAUAAGAGUAAGGUGGAGUUCCGUGUACCAGAAGUGAGGUACGUAGGACACUUGAUUACGGACAGUGGUAUCAAAGUAGAUCCCGAGAAAGUUCGAGCGAUAGUGGAUAUGCCUUCACCAACAGAUGUAUCAGGAGUGAAACGGGUGUUAGGUGUUGUUCAGUAUGUAGCGAAAUUCAUACCGAACUUGUCUGACGUGACAGCUCCACUUCGUACGCUCCUACAACAAGAUGUAGAAUGGCACUGUGAUUCGCCUCAGCAGGAGAGCAUCAGCAGACUGAAACAGUUAGUUUCCAGCUCACCGGUACUAAGUAUAUACGAUGUACGCAAGCCAGUAACCAUUUCAGGCGACGCAAGCACAAAAGGUCUAGGAGUAGUACUUCUCCAGGAUGGGCAUCCUGUAGCAUAUGGAUCACGUGCGCUUACAGAGACACAGAAGCGGUAUGCUCAGAUUGAACGUGAGAUGUUAGCAAUAGUGUAUGGAUGCGAGAAGUUUCAUCACUACAUUUACGGGCGAAGUGUGACUGUGGAAACAGACCAUAAACCCCUCGUCGCAAUCUACAACAAGCCACUUUACCGAGCGACUCCGAGACUUCAGCGAAUGCUUAUGAAGCUACAGCGCUACGAUCUCAAGCUAGUGUAUGUACCAGGUAAAGAGAUGCAUAUCUCAGAUGCAUUGAGUCGGUCUUACCUGAAAGAGACUCCCGAGAUUCUCGUUGAUGAUGAGAUAGAUGUAAAUUCGAUUGAGGCACAACUUCCUGUGUCCCCUGAAAAACUGCAACAGCUCAAAGAGGCAACUGCUGCAGAUGAGACAUUACAGACGCUGAAGAAUACGGUAUUGGUUGGUUGGCCAGUUGAACGGUCGAGUGUUCCGUUGAAUAUCAUUCAAUACUGGAAUUACCGAGAUGAAAUAACAGCCAUUGAUGGACUCUUGUACAAAGGCCAACGACUUAUGGUACCGAUCAGCUUGAAAACCGAGAUGCUGAAUAAGCUACAUGAAGCCCACCUGGGCAUAGUAAAAACACAGACACGAGCACGAGAAAUACUAUUUUGGCCAAAGAUGAACCAGGAUAUUGAAAACUUUAUUGGACAAUGUGCAGUGUGUAACAAGUACAGGAAUUCUAAUUGUAAGGAACCAUUGAUUCCUCAGGAGAUUCCCUCGCGCCCAUGGGCCAAAGUCGCAGCUGAUAUGUUUCAUUUCAAAGGUUCGGAAUACCUUUUGUGUGUCGAUUACUAUUCCAAAUAUCCGGAAAUAGUCCGAAUGCCUACAACAUCCAGUUCACAAACAAUCACUGCAUUUAAAUCUGUGUUUGUUCGUCAUGGCAUUCCGACUGAACUAUUCACAGACAACGGACCUCAGUUCUCAAGUUACGCAUUCAAGAAGUUCGCUACCGAUUGGGAUUUCAUUCAUACCACCUCAAGUCCCAGAUACCCACAAUCAAAUGGACAGGCGGAGAGGUGUGUUCAGACUGUAAAGAAUCUGCUCAGAAAAGCUGAUGAAUCUGGAUCUGACAUCUACACAAGUCUUAACUACCGCGCAUCACCGAUUGAUGGAGUAGGACUUUCACCAUCCCAGCUACUCAUGAAUAGACAGUUGCGUACUAAGAUACCAAUAACAUCGGACAUGUUGAAUCCUAAAGUUGUCGAAUCCUGCAAGCCGAAACUUGUCGCACGCCAAGAGAAACAAAAACAAUAUUAUGAUCGCCAGUCCUCAACUUUGCCAAGCAUCAACAGAGGUGAAAUUAUACGUGUACAGAAAGAUUCCAAACACUGGGAACCUGCUGUAGUAGAUCAGGAACAUUCGGACCGAUCUUAUGUAGUGCGCACAGGAGAUAACAAGCUUUAUCGCAGAAACCGCAGACAGCUGCUCAAAACUGGUGAAACUACCUUGCCAUCGGUUGUCCCAGAUGACACAUGCACCGAAUCGAUGUUGGAUAAGCCGCCUCAGCCGCAACCGAGCCAAUCAGAUUCGUUUUCCGCUCCGCGUCAAGAACCGAGACCACAGCGUACAGUGAGACGACCUAAAUAUCUUGAGGACUUUAUUUGUUCAUAA